Photinus pyralis (common eastern firefly) is the source of this 2213-nucleotide messenger RNA. Its product is annotated as cytochrome P450 6j1-like. The record is from RefSeq and is a predicted model, not a curated record. Gene Ontology annotation, molecular function: iron ion binding; heme binding; oxidoreductase activity, acting on paired donors, with incorporation or reduction of molecular oxygen. The transcript is spliced from 5 exons. Lineage: Eukaryota; Metazoa; Arthropoda; Insecta; Coleoptera; Lampyridae. Bases 327 to 1814 code for a protein of 495 amino acids.
CAUUUUGCUAGUUUUCAAAUUGCAAAAUUAAUGUAAGAGGCACUCGUGACUCCACGUAUGCAUUUAUUUACAAAUUAAAUUAUUUAAUUAUGAUGUGAUAUCAGCGCAGAUAUCGAUCUAAUAUAUAAACAAAUUAAGUGGUUAUCCUAUCUUUGGUUGAGAAACUAAACCUAAGGCAAUUAAGAUUCAUGAUCCUUGGCAAAACGAGCACAAGGUCAGUAGUCAACUUAGUGGGCAACCCUUCAAUAUUUUAGUGUUAACUACAUUUCAAUAUUAAUUUGUUGUUCAAAUAGAAACGAAUGUGGUAAUUUUAGAAGUGCCAAACUAUGUAUUUACUGACAGCAAUUAUUUUUGUGAGCAUUAUAAUUUGUCUGUGCCUAUAUAUAAAGAAACGCAACAGUUAUUGGAAGAACUUGGGCGUGCCCUAUGCUGAACCAACUUUACUAUUUGGAAACUUGCUUGCGCUGCUACAAAUUAAAUCCAGCGCAUUCUGGUUCAGGAAUUUAUACGAGUCAACAAACCACUUAUUCUAUGGAUUUUUUUUUACAUUAAAUACUCCAGCGCUUUUGAUAAGAGAUCCAGAACUGAUCAAGCAGAUGUUUGUCAAAAAUUCCGACUUUUUCGCUCACAGGUUAGGUGGACAAAACUGUAAUCACGAUAAAAUGGGUGUGAACUCGAUGUUUUUCAUGAAAUCGCCGACUUGGAAAAUAGUGAGAAAGGCACUGGUGCCCUUUUUUUCUCCGUAUAAACUAGCAAACCUAUCCACAAUUGUAUUUAAGACUGGAGAUAAUUUGGUGGCUUACAUUGAAAGCGAAAUGACAACAAAGCCGUCGAUAGAUGUGCCUAUGAUGGCGAGCAUGUACACCAGUGAUAUAAUCGGCACCGGCCUCUUUGGACUUUCGGCAGAAUCAUUAACGCAUAAAAACACGCGUUACUAUGUGUUGUCUGAAAUGUUAGCUAAAGAAUCCCUCGCGACACUGAUUGAGCGAUUCUGUUUUGGUGUAUUUCCACGCGUGGCACAAUUUCUUAAAAUGAGGUUUUUUGAUAAAACGUCAACGCAAAUUCUUAAACGUAUAUUGGUAAAUACAAUGGAGCAACGAAAAAGUUCAACGUACGUCCGGGGAGAUUUCCUUGAUUUAUUGAACAGUGUUGAAAGAAGGCACGGGGAAAUACUCAAGCACGACGAGCUUGUAGCCCAAGCGUUUCAAAUGCAUUUCGCGGCGCACACGUCGACCAAUACUAUUAUUUUGGCAUUACACGAAAUCUGUCUACACCCUCAUGUACAAGCCAGACUGCGCCAAGAGAUAACGCAAGUUUUGUCAAAGCACGAAGUUUUGUCAUUACGAGUUUUAUACGACAUGGUUUACCUAGACAUGGUAGUUUCAGAAACGCUUAGAAAACACCCAAUAGCGCCAAUUCUGGAACGUGUAUGCACCAAGUCGUAUACCAUUCCAGACACAAAUAUCGUUAUUAAAAAGGGUCUACCGUGUUUUGUGAGUGUAUAUGGUUUGCACCACAAUAGUGAAUUCUUCCCAAAUCCAGAGAAGUUCGAUCCCGAGCGUUUCUCUCCAGAAAAUAGGCCAAAUAUUGUGUCCGGUUCUUAUCUUCCGUUCGGUAUAGGUCCGCGAAAUUGCAUAGCCACUAGACUUGGAUUACUUACUGUGAAAGUAGCUCUUAUGAAAAUUAUACACAAUUUUGAAAUCGAGCUGGGUGCUACCGAAGACAGAGAAAUAGGAUAUGAUCCCUUAUGUUUGUUCAUUGGCCCAAAUAAAAAUUCUUCCAUCAUGAAGUUUAAGCCAGUACGAAGAGGUUAAGUAUUAAAAAAAAACUCGUUGCUGCUUGCGCCAUUUUGUAUAUCUGAAGAGAAGAACUAAUAGAUUUCAUAUCCCCUCUAAAACCCUACGCUAUGGAGACUUUUUAAAGAAACAAACUUAUUACCAAAUGAAUGUACCAGUUGAAAGAGCUCUUUCAAUAAUGGCUAAUUGAAGUCUGUUCAGGUUGUACGGAAACAAACGUUUAAUUUAAGUAUGUUUAAGUAUAUCAAUUGUCUUUACAUAGAUCCGGAAAUAAGUAAAAAGUAUGUACUGGUUUUCAAUAGAUAUGUAUCUAUUUUUUAUUACAUUACUAGUAAAUCAUGUUGUUGGCAAAGAUUAACUAGUUUAGCAUAAAUUUUGGAGGCAAAAUAAGUACAUCAAUAAAACUUUGUUUAUUAA